AUGCAGCACAUCUCCUUCAUCAUCCUGGCGUUGCUCCCGAAGCUGCUCCUCGCCAGUGUACUCCGUACACUAGAUACCCUUGAAACGACAACGACCUCAGAAACCUCUACCACCCCAACAAUUUCUCCAACGAAGACCACUAUCACUACUUCUAUGGGAACGACGACAACAACUCCGGCCGGCCCUCCCUCACCUACGCUGCCUAACCUCGCAAAGGAUUGUGAUAACUUCCAUUUGGUCGCUUCUGGGGAUAGCUGCUACACCGUCCAAACAAAGUAUGGCAUCAGUGCAGACCAAUUGAUGAUGUGGAAUCCUUCUCUAAACACUGAGUGCAGUAACCUUUGGCUAGGCUAUUAUGCCUGCGUUCACGUUCCUGGUGCUACGACAUCGGUGCCUACGCCCACACCUACACCCAAGGGCCCACAGCCCCAGAUGCCGGGUAUCGUGGACAACUGCGAAAAGUUCUAUCUUAUUAAGGAUGGUGAUAGCUGCUAUACCAUUAACCAGGCUACAAGCACCACGCUAGAGCAGCUCCGCUCCUGGAACAAGAAUAUCAACGAGGACUGUAGCAACAUAUGGCUCGGUUACUAUGUCUGUGUUGGUGUAUAA
Microsporum canis CBS 113480 is the source of this 609-nucleotide messenger RNA. Its product is annotated as LysM domain-containing protein. The transcript is spliced from 2 exons. Bases 1 to 609 code for a protein of 202 amino acids. The record is from RefSeq and is a predicted model, not a curated record. Lineage: Eukaryota; Fungi; Ascomycota; Eurotiomycetes; Onygenales; Arthrodermataceae.